Molecule: messenger RNA, 2670 nt
Organism: Priapulus caudatus
Lineage: Eukaryota; Metazoa; Priapulida; Priapulimorpha; Priapulimorphida; Priapulidae
Exons: 13
Coding region: 4-2670 (888 amino acids)
Source: RefSeq, a predicted model, not a curated record
GUCAUGGUCAUGCAUGUCCAAUCGGCGAACUGUGUACAACUACAACUCGACUGUACACAUUGUGUAACACAAGUCACAAUGACCAUGAUACCAGACUCGACACAGGAUGUUAGAAAGGAACUGGCUCCAACCAGUCGGACAGCCAAGGAAAGAAACAUAAGUAUGGCUAAAGAUAUGAAAGGAAAGAAAAGGAAGUCCAAAGAGCUAUUAAAGAAGAAAGGCACAAAGAGAAAGAAGGCUGAACAGACACGGGCCACCGAGUCGCCGGGAUGUGACGCUGCCGAGAUGGACCUGCAGGUGGAACUGAAGCCGAUCAGUGACUACGUCGGUGACCGCACAGAGCUAGUAGAGCAGAUGAUGACGACCAUCACCAUGCCACAGAUCCGACGCAUGCUGCCGGACAUACUCAAGGACAUACCCGGUGACAAACUGAAGCAGUUGUGCAAUGAUCAGCUGGAUAUGAUGUCAAAAAAGCGAAUUCUGUGUAUAUUGAAAGGAGAGAACGCAGACGACAUAUCGUCAUCGGGAACGGACGACGGUGACGACGAGGACGUGAAGGAGCUUGGCCAGGAGCAGGACAGCGUGCAGCCCGCUGACUCCACGUCGUCACUGCUCGACGAACCGCACAGCGCCGAGAAAAAGUUAAGUACUACUAAUGACAAUGAUCAGCUAGAACUCAACCCAGACCAGGAUGAAGUUGGAAGUCUCUAUGAUGAAGAGAUGGACCGCAGUGUUGCGGCCAAAGAUGUUGAGUUGAAUGCGGACACACCUAAAGAAGCUGAAGUCGAGAAACUAGAUGUCAAGCCAGAGAAGGAGAUCCCUUCACAUCACCAGGAGGAGGAGCGCAUCCCGCGUCACCUCCCGACGACGGCUCCUCCGACAACCGAGGAUGCCUCGCUCGGACAUGCAGCCUUGUCUUCCUUCACAAAGAAUCAGAUGGAGAUACUGGAACUUGAAAUGCGCGCGCGUGCUAUCAAGGCCAUGCUGAAUGCUCAAGUGAGACAGUCAGGCACUCCACAGUCGCAACCACAGGAGCAGAAGGUCGAAGAAGAGGUGGAGCAGGAGGAGUGGGAUGAGGAUGAAGAGCAGGAGGAUAUAGCUUAUAGAAUCGAUGAUCAAUGCCAGGCACGCACGCAGGAAGAAGAUGAGGUGAUCGCGAAGCCAUUGUCGCCUCCAGCUCCCGUCGUUACCCGGUAUAAGCGUGGAGUGGACAGUGAACCAGAAGAGGGUGAAUUGACGGAUCAGAGUGAAGACGAUGGCGAGCAGGUGGACGACAAUGUCGAGAGCAAUAAACCCGAGAGCACAAUCCAAGUGUCGUCGCCGACCAAAGUAGAAGAACGGCAAAUCAAACGUGAAGGUGACCCCGCAGUGGCACUGUCGGCAGCAGACGCGUCGGACAUCGUCACAGCUCCCGCUGACAGCACCCGAUCUGGCAGUUUGCCAGCAGUCACCUCGUCGGACGACGGCGAGGAGCGCGCCAUCGGCGAAACGCUCUGUGCACUCGUCGACGCCGUCGCGGCGUCCAUAGACUGUCACCGCGUCGCCGAGACGAACGCCGACGAUGGGGCCGGCGCCUGCAGCACGCACGCAGCUAUUGCGCGGGGGUCGUCUAUGCGAGCUCCGUGCAGGCUGGCAGUGACGCUGUACAAGCUGGCAGUGACACUGUGCAAGCUGGCAGUGACGCUGUACAAGCUGGCAGUGACACUGUGCAAGCUGGCAGUGAUGCUGUGCAAGCUGGCAGUGACACUGUGCAAGCUGGCAGUGACGCUGUACAAGCUGGCAGUGACGCUGUGCAAGCUGGCAGUGACACUGUGCAAGCUGGCAGUGACGCUGUACAAGCUGGCAGUGACACUGUGCGGGCUGGCAGUGACGCUGUGCAAGCUGGUAAUGACACUGUACAAGCUGGCAGUGAGAAAGAUGGUGACAGUGGCCACAAGGUCGUGCGUUCUAGCUCGCAACGUGGGCAGGACGACCGCCGAUUGCACACGCAUUCACACACCGGAAGCAAAGCAAUCCCAGUGCGGGCAGUGGAACACGCGGAGGAGUCGGAUGCUGACGACCUUGACCCAGGAUUCUGGGGUCAAGGUACCAUCACCGAUGAGCAGGAACUGGAUGCCGAAGAAAGUGGAGCGGACAGUUCCUGAUGGUGAAUUGACGGAUCAGAGUGAAGACGAUGGCGAGCAGGUGGACGACAAUGUCGAGAGCAAUAAACCCGAGAGCACAAUCCAAGUGUCGUCGCCGACCAAAGUAGAAGAACGGCAAAUCAAACGUGAAGGUGACCCCGCAGUGGCACUGUCGGCAGCAGACGCGUCGGCCAUCGUCACAGCUCCCGCUGACAGCACCCGAUCUGGCAGUUUGCCAGCAGUCACCUCGUCGGACGACGGCGAGGAGCGCGCCAUCGGCGAAACGCUCUGUGCACUCGUCGACGCCGUCGCGGCGUCCAUAGACUGUCACCGCGUCGCCGAGACGAACGCCGACGAUGGGGCCGGCGCCUGCAGCACGCACGCAGCUAUUGCGCGGGGGUCGUCUAUGCGAGCUCCGUGUUCGCAUGAUCCGUCGCAUAUGCGUGCCGUGCGUGUGGAGGCGGUAAGCACACGUCAAAAUGUCGGGCAGGAUGGCAAUGAUGGCAGGCAGGCUGGGGCUAGUGACACUGUGGCAAGCUGGCAGUGA